AUGAGUUCAGUUCAUCAGGAGAGAUCAGAGCCAGAGCCAAGCUGUGUGUCUAUGAGGAGUGACCAGUCUAUGGAUCCUCCAAAACAUUUUAAGAAUGGAGAUAACCGAAAUGAACUCAGUUCAUCUGGUCAGGAGAGAUCAGAGUUCAGCUGUGUGUCUGUGAUGAGUGACAGCCCUCAAGUCAACACAUUUAGAUCAAAUCUGCUGAAGAAGUUUGAGUGUCUGUAUGAGGGAACAGUGGCACAGGGAAACCCAACACUCCUGAAUGAGAUCUACACAGAGCUCUACAUCACAGAGAGUGAGAGUGGAGAGAUCAGUCAUGAGCAUGAGGUGAGACAGAUUGAGACACAAUCCAGGAGAUCAACAACAGAGGACACAGCGAUCAAAUGCAGAGACAUCUUUACACCUUUACCUGGACAAAACAAAGCCAUCAGAACUGUGCUGACGAAGGGAGUCGCUGGCAUUGGAAAAACAGUCUCUGUGCAGAAGUUCAUCCUGGACUGGGCUGAAGAGAAGGAGAAUCAGGACGUCCAGCUCAUAUUUCCACUUCCUUUCAGAGAGAUUAAUCUGAUGAAGGACAAAACACUCAGUCUGUCAGAUCUUCUUCAGCUCUUUUUCCCUCAAACUAAAGAAAUGGAAAUAUCCAGUGACAAAUAUAAAGUGCUGUUCAUCUUUGAUGGUCUGGACGAGUGUCGUCUGUCUCUGGAUUUUCGGAGCGCUGUGAGGUUAUUUGACGUCAGUGAAUCCGCCUCAGUGGACGUGCUGCUGACGAACCUGAUUGUGGGGAAUCUGCUUCCCUCUGCUCUCAUCUGGAUCACCUCCAGACCAGCAGCAGCAGAUCUCGUCCCCUCUGAGUGUGUCCAUCGAGUGACAGAGGUACGAGGCUUCAAUAACCCUCAGAAGGAGGAAUACUUCAGCAAGAGAAUCAGUGAUCAGAGUCUGGCCAAUACAAUCAUCUCACACCUGAAGUCCUCCAGGAGCCUCUACAUCAUGUGCCACAUCCCAGUGUUCUGCUGGAUCUCAGCCACUGUUCUGGAGAAGAUGUUGAGUGAAGCAGAGACUGCAGAGAUCCCCAAGACUCUCACUCAGAUGUACACACACUUCCUGAUCCUGCAGACCAACAUCAAACAUCAGAAGGACUAUGAGGAGAAGGUGACGGAUGAAGACAUGAUCCUCAAACUGGGGAAAGUGGCUUUUCAGCAGCUCAUGAAAGGCAAUCUAAUCUUCUAUGAGGAAGACCUGAGAGAGUGUGGCAUUGAUGAGGCAGAAGCUUCAGUUUACUCAGGAUUGUGCACUCAGAUCUUCAGAGAGGAGUUUGGCUUGUAUCAGGGGAAAGUCUUCAGCUUUGUUCAUCUGAGCAUUCAGGAACAUCUAGCAGCUCUAUAUGUGCACCUCUCCUGGUUAAACAACAACAGAAAUGAGUUUAAGCAAAUCAACAAACAGAGUUUGUGGUCUAAAGUUAAAGACCAUUUGUACUUGAAUUCAUCACAACCUGUUUCAUUAUCUGAGCUGCAUCAGCGAGCUGUAAAUGAGGCUCUACGGAGUAAAAAUGGACAUCUGGAUCUUUUCCUGCGCUUUCUUCUGGGUCUGUCAGUGAAGUCUCAUCAGAUUCUCCUUCAAGGACUAAUAAAACUGAACAGCAGGUCAAUCCAGAAUAAUAAAACAGUCGAGUGCAUCAAGAAGAAGAUCAGGACCAUCGACUCUCCAGAGAAAUCCAUCAAUCUGUUUCACUGUCUGAAUGAACUGGGUGAUCAUUCACUAGAGGAGGAAAUACAGCAGUAUCUGAAAUCUGGAAGAAUAAAUGAAGCCAAACUCUCUUCAUCUCAGUGGUCAGCUGUAGCUUUUGUGUUUUUGACAUCAGAGAAGAAGCUGAAGAAGUUUGAUAUUAAUAAAUUUGUUGCUGGAAACAAUAAAACUGAAAAACAGCUCAUUUUUAAGAAGAUGCUGCCUGUGAUUAGAGACUGCAGAUCAGUUCAGUUGAGAGAUUGUGGUCUCACAGAUGAAGGUUGUGCUGCUUUGGCUUCAGCUCUGAGAUCAAACCCUGAACACCUGAGAGAUCUGAAUCUGUCUGAGAAUAAUCUAGGAGAUUCAGUGACUCUUCUCUCUGCUGUACUGGAGGAUCCUCACUGUAAACUGGAGAAACUGGGGCUGAGGGAUUGUGGUCUCACAGGUGAAGGUUGUGCUGCUUUGACUUCAGCUCUGAGAUCAAACCCUGAACACCUGAGAGAUCUGAAUCUGUCUAGGAAUAAACUAGGAGAUUCAGUGACUCUUCUCUCUGCUGUACUGGAGGAUCCUCACUGUAAACUGGAGAAACUAUGGUUGAGUUAUUGUGGUCUCACAGAUGAAGGAUGUGCUGCUUUGGCUUCAGCUCUGAGAUCAAACCCUGAACACCUGAGAGAACUGAAUCUGUCAUUUAAUAAACUAGGAGAUUCAGUGACUCUUCUCUCUGCUGUACUGGAGGAUGCUCGCUGUAAACUGGAGAAACUGGGGUUGAUUAAUUGUGGUCUCACAGAUGAAGGUUGUGCUGCUUUGGCUUCAGCUCUGAGAUCAAACCCUGAACACCUGAGAGAACUGAAUCUGUCAUGGAAUAAACUUGGAGAUUCAGUGACUCUUCUCUCUGCUGUACUGGAGGAUCCUCACUGUAAACUGAAGACACUGUGGUUGAGAGAUUGUGGUCUCACAGAUGAAGGUUGUGCUGCUUUGGCUUCAGCUCUGAGAUCAAACCCUGAACACCUGAGAGAUCUGAGUCUGUCUGAGAAUAAUCUAUCAAAAUCUACAGUGAUGCUGCUCUCUGAUCUGAAGCACGACCCAUAUAAUAAACUGGAAACAUUACACAUUGAUUCCCGGUGCUCAGAAUCUGCUGAUGGUGAAUAAGGAGAAAUGUCACACACACACAGACUCACACUGUCUUCACAACACUGGCUUGUUUUUAUAGUCAAUGACCAGGAAAAUGAAAAUGACCAUUAUAUUGUUUCAAAUCUUCCAGAUAUUGAUUAUACUGGAAAAGAGGAUUUGAAAAUGACAAAACUAAAACAUUCCUAUUGUAAUCAGUAA
Messenger RNA from Danio aesculapii, 3054 nucleotides. Its product is annotated as NACHT, LRR and PYD domains-containing protein 3-like. The transcript has 10 exons. The record is from RefSeq and is a predicted model, not a curated record. The coding region runs from base 1 to 2874 and encodes 957 amino acids. Gene Ontology annotation, molecular function: protein binding. Lineage: Eukaryota; Metazoa; Chordata; Actinopteri; Cypriniformes; Danionidae.